This is a messenger RNA of Caenorhabditis elegans, 659 nucleotides long. RefSeq lists its product as uncharacterized. The record is from RefSeq and is marked reviewed. NCBI's taxonomy places the organism in Eukaryota, Metazoa, Nematoda, Chromadorea, Rhabditida, Rhabditidae. The transcript has 3 exons.
AGUCGUCUCCCUUUCCUCUUCUGUCAUUUCACAAUCAACACAUCACUGGACACAUACAGCCACUUUCUCGCAGAAACAUCUCAUCUGAAAAUUAUGAACUUCAACAUGAACUAUAGCACCGAACCGUCUCAAUACCAAUCUUACGUCAUCGCGAACGCUCCUUCCGCCACAGCGCCAAUUUGUACAGAAAUCACGUGCUGUGUUUGUUGAGCCUACGGGUCAUGCAUACGGACAAAAUGAUUACCAACAAAUGGCUUAUGUAAAUGAACAAAAUCCACAGUUCUUGCUUUAUAAUGGGAUGCACAAUCAAACCCAUUCCACCCCACAAUAUCAUAACCAUCAUCAUCAUCACCAUCAAUCUCCGACAUAUCCUCAAUCAUAUUUCAACCCCUACUCCCAUCAAUCUUAUCAACAGCAUCAUUUGAACUCCGAUGUCAACUUCCAAAUGGUUCCACAAAGCACUUCGGUUCCACCAGAUCCGUUUUGCUCAAUUGAGCCAAUGGAGACUAAUGUACAAGCAAAAGAACAAAUUCUCGAAGAAAUCGUGCGCGAGUGCGAAGAAAUCGAGCGUCGUUCCAACUCGAGCGCGUCUCCAGCCUCAAAUUGGUCUUCAGAUGAACAUGACUCUCAAUCCGAAAAAUCUUACCACCCAUACAAAA